AUGUCUGAAAGGUCUGAUUACUUCAGCCGAGAUCCUAUGAAAUGGAGCAUUACUGAAUUUCUAAACGAAAGCGAGCUAGAGCCGUUUGAAGCAAAAAUUGAUUCUUACAUAAAAAGACUCAAACAAAUCAUUAGUAGUGAUUGUGAGCAAGAUGACAGGAAGAAAAGAGCUCAGCUUCUGCUCGAUAGAUAUCAAAAGGCGAGUAAAAAUCUCUUUUCAUUUAGAGUGUGGGAUAAA
Paraglomus occultum is the source of this 237-nucleotide messenger RNA. NCBI's taxonomy places the organism in Eukaryota, Fungi, Glomeromycota, Glomeromycetes, Paraglomerales, Paraglomeraceae. The record is from the annotation of a GenBank genome assembly.